Molecule: messenger RNA, 2544 nt
Organism: Prorocentrum cordatum
Lineage: Eukaryota; Dinophyceae; Prorocentrales; Prorocentraceae
Source: the annotation of a GenBank genome assembly
AUGUUUUUCAGGGUCAUCGCUGCAGCUUCGAAGGAAUUCUUCGCGUUGGGCACGGAACAGGGCCUAUGGAAACACUUUUACCCGAUUAUCUCAGAAUCUUUCGGCAUGAUGGAUGGCCUCGGACAGCCCGAACACGAGCAGGCCGUAUGGAACAGGGCUCGGGCAUCGAAGACAUUUCAGCGCAUGGGUGCUAGAGUCAAGUUGGGGAGGUGGUGGUCAUGGUUCAAGGCGCACGAGGAAAAGCGAGAGGAGUCGCCAGUACUUCUGAUGAUCCUUGUAUACAUCGGGUUGCGCCGUGGCUAUUGGAAUACCUUGGAGGAGAGCCCCUUGUUCUCAUCCACUUCCGACUUCAUGGCCACUGCGGACGGGGAGGUCGGGCUGGCCUUCGAGGAUUGCGCGGUCGGGGAGGACGAGGGCGAAAUGCACAAAGUUCCGAUGGCCCUCAGCAACGAGCAGCUGAAGAUCCUGCGGGCGAGGAGCAAGAACAGCAUCGUGCUUGCGUGCCGGAUCUUAGCGAACAGGUUCAAGGUCAGGCUCAUGGACGGCAUCUACUGGGUGCUCAAGCCUUGCAGGGAACACUUCGGCAAAGCGCUGGUGACCUUUAAAACGAAAAGGGGGCUGCUGGAGUACCACCAGAAUUUGGCUCAGAUGAAAUAUGUGCAGGAGUUGUCCUGCAUGUUUUCCAUGCUUUCUGAUCCUGGUUUGCUCGAGGCCUGCGAUUUCGAAAGUUGCGAGGUGUACAACCACGGAGAUGCUUUAGAACAUGAGGAAAAGUUCCUGUCCACGCGCAUCACGAUGAUGAUGUUGAGCGCUGUUGCCCACAGGCUGUGUUCGUGCAGUUACUUCCCGCACGGCGUUCCAGGCAUGUUCGUCCUGCUACUUCAUCAUGACCGUGCCAUUGUCGAUGGAACUUUGGCGAAGCUGCGGAACACGUGGGACCGGUUGCAGAAAGCAGAGACACUUUCACAUUCGAGCACGUUCUGGGACAAGUAUGUUCGCGAGCUUUAUUGGCCAUUGUCGACGUGGCCUCGCGAGGUGUUCAUUGCUCUAGAGGAGACCGACUUCAAGAAAGUCCCCGCUCUGGUCGAGCGAACCGUGCGCGAACGUUUCUCGGCCAUGUAUUCGGACAUGGUGGAGAGCGCGGUCAAGCAGAUCAGGGACCAAGAAAACAAGAACAGCAACUCGCAAUGUGGUCGCGUCGAACGUUGGCACACGUUGUUAGAAAGUUCCUUGCUGUCUGACAACGAUCGCCCAGGGCCGAAUCUCAAAUUGCCAGUUUUAGAUGAGGCCCGGGCCAAGACGUUGCCGGAGAAGACGUUCGAAGGCGACGUGCAUGACGUGUCGUUUGGCAUGGAUGCGUUAAAGGGGUUGGCGGGAUCAUCUUGGCCGAGCCCUUCACCUCUGACCUUCAAUUUGGCGCCAAUGAGGUUGGAGGCGCUGGUUGGAAUCGAGGCUCUGCCGAUGUUGGAGCGAGCAUGGAGGUCCGUAUUGGCACAGCGGGGCGACGUGCUGUUCCACGAAGAUUUCAAGCAAAGGGCGCUUGUGGUGCUGGAGUCGUCAUCUUGUGGCUUGUGGGCGUGGAGGUUCAAGCUGAAGAAGCCGAAAGGCCAGCUCAAAUAUUGCGAGCCCGUGCUCUCGCAAGGCGAUCCGCUCAGCGACCCGGUGGUUUUCCUUUCCAUCACCGAUUGGACCAAGUACAGGGUCUGCUUAUCGGAGAUGUUGCCGCCGUCCUGUCAACGAGGGGUCGGCGACAUGGAUGAGCGCCCUGGCGGGAUCUUGCGGGCCUUUAAAGGCAAGCCUCAGCCCUUGCUCGAGAUAGCGGCCCGCCGAGGUUUCCGAGGUAUGCAGGUGCCGUUCCUCAAGAAACUUCUCGCGUCCAGCCCUUUGGUGUACGAGCGAGCCAAGGACAGGCCGAACACGGAGGUGAGCCUCGUGAGGGCUUUGGUGAGCUGGGCUUGCCCAGCUAUGGAGCCCAGCGAUGUCGACGCUUGUCUUGCGAAGCGCAUGCGCAAGCGGGAUGUGGAGCCGUUGCCGUCUGCCCUGAGUGGAGACGGGGGCUUGGCAGCUGGCGCCGAGGACAUGUUGGACGCAAGCGACCUCGGCGACGUGAAGGAACAGCUCUUGCAGGAGAAAGAGAUCGAGAGGCAGGACCGCCACUCCGGCAUGGCUGCGAAAGCGGGUGGGUCGAGUAGCGGUUCCGCUGGCCAUGCUGGUGACGCCGCGGGUGGCGGGGGCGCGGAAUCAGGUUCUGCCGCUUCUGGUUCUGGUAGCGCCCCCGCUGUCGAGAAGAGGCACAUCCCUGAUACAGGGGGGUACCCCCGGGAGGAGUGCCUGAAGUAUCUCCCACCUGGCUAUACUCUGAAGAAGGAGACCAGUCGUUACAACAGAUGGCAGAUCUCAACCAAAGACAAGUCAGAACCGCCUUAUUCCUACUCGGCGACAUGGGGGGAUGGGGGCCUGGAUAGAGAGAGGGCGACUCUGAUGGAGGUUCUGAGGACGGCGUGGGAUUGGUCCGGGGCCGAAUGCCCCUGGAUCCUUGAGUAG